AUGGUACGAAGCAUGGGCCCGAUUUCGGAAAUUGAUAUGACUUAUUCGAUGGAUCUUUAUUUUAGACAAUCUUGGAUUGAUAAAAGGUUAGCGUUCAAAGGAAACAAGGAAACUUUGGCGUUGAGCAUAACAAUGUUGGAGAAAAUAUGGAAACCGGAUACGUAUUUUUACAACGGUAAACAAUCUUAUCUCCACACGAUAACGACUCCGAAUAAAUUCGUUAGACUUUAUCAAGAUGGACGAGUUCUUUAUUCCAGCAGGCUCACGAUAAAAGCCGGUUGUCCGAUGAAUUUGGAAAAUUUUCCAAUGGACACGCAAAGAUGUCCGUUAAAAUUUGGAAGUUUUGGUUACACGACAAACGACGUGGUUUACAAAUGGAAUUCGCAACGGCAAAUCGUCAUAGCAGAAGACAUGAAAUUAUCACAAUUCGAUUUGAUAGCAAAUAUAUCCGCUAACGAAACGGAUAAAGUUAACAUUGUACAUUCGAGAGUUUACACCAUAAAAUAUUCAAUGUUACUCGUUAGUUUUCACCUACAGAGACACAUGGGUAAUUUUCUAAUACAAGUUUACGGUCCUUGCAUUCUAUUGGUCGUUUUGUCUUGGGUCUCGUUUUGGCUCAAUAGAGAAGCAACAGCCGACAGAGUAUCAUUGGGUAUAACAACGGUUUUAACGAUGACGUUUUUGGGUUUGGAAGCAAGAACGGACCUUCCAAAAGUACCUUAUCCGACAGCUUUAGAUUUUUUCGUUUUCCUUUCGUUCGCUUUUAUAUUUGCGACAAUCAUUCAGUUUGCCGUCGUUCAUUAUUUUACAAAAUACGGUUCGGGUGAAUGUUAUUUCGGAAUGGAUUUAAGUUCAGAAUCAGACUCGAAUUCGAUACCAUUCGAAAGAAGCAUCAAAUUGAGAAGUUCGGAUUCGAGUCAAAAUUCUAAAACCGAAUUUAAAAUCGAUGACGUUUCAUCGCGAGUACAAAAACAAUCCGGAGACGAUGAUGAAAAAUAUCACGGGAAACGUAAAAAUAAUAAAACUGGAAUUUCCGGAAAUGCAAUAACUCAAAAUUUUCAUAGUUUUAAUUCUCCCGGAAGUAGUAGUAGUUUAAAUAACGUAAAUGGUAAAAAACGACGACGUAAAAGAAGAAUACCGCGUUAUAAUUCCGUUAGUAAAAUCGAUAAAAUGAGUCGUAUUGUUUUCCCUAUGUUAUUUGCCGCCAUUAAUGUUUUGUAUUGGUAUAGUUAUUUAAUUAGAAGCGAAAGAAUACAUAGUAAAAAUAAAUAA
This is a messenger RNA of Pediculus humanus corporis (human body louse), 1272 nucleotides long. Its product is annotated as Gaba-gated chloride channel, putative. Bases 1 to 1272 code for a protein of 423 amino acids. Gene Ontology annotation, cellular component: membrane; neuron projection; synapse. The transcript is spliced from 9 exons. Gene Ontology annotation, biological process: regulation of membrane potential; nervous system process; chemical synaptic transmission. The record is from RefSeq and is a predicted model, not a curated record. Lineage: Eukaryota; Metazoa; Arthropoda; Insecta; Psocodea; Pediculidae. Gene Ontology annotation, molecular function: GABA-A receptor activity; extracellular ligand-gated monoatomic ion channel activity; neurotransmitter receptor activity.